Molecule: messenger RNA, 2848 nt
Organism: Aphanomyces astaci
Lineage: Eukaryota; Oomycota; Saprolegniomycetes; Saprolegniales; Verrucalvaceae
Exons: 3
Coding region: 1-2691 (896 amino acids)
Source: RefSeq, a predicted model, not a curated record
AUGGACCGCAAGCCAACGUUUAGCGUGGGCAAAUGCUUGAACCCAAUAUGUGGAGCAGCCACAUUGAACCAGUACAUCCACUAUUGCGACCGGUGGGCAUGCCAAUUACUUCGUGGUUUGCUGGUGACGUGCGAAGCACUGGGGAACGACAAGGAGUCGUUGGAAGCAGCGUACUAUGCAGACCUCGCCAACAACGCUGACACAGCGGACGAAGAUGAGGAGAUCAUGUUUCAUGCCGCAUCGUCGUCGAAGAAGAGGCCAUUGGACGAGUCGAGAUUCACGGCCAAGGCCGAACCUGUGGUGAAAGCGCCGCCGACCACCGCCGCCGCGGCCUCACUCCCACCCCACUUGCCAGACGACGCCGAGUACCAGAUACCCAAGAAGAAGCGCGACGUCAUUCACGACAACCUGCCGAUCCCAAAGCGGAAGCGCGAGGACAUUCCUCGACGACCAGACCUCCCUCACCGUCGACCGGACUCGACCAGCACGUCGGACCGAAGGCCAACGCGCUUCGACGUCGCACCGCCACAAACGCCACCGCCAGCACAAACUACAUCCGCUCCAUCCAAUCCGUUCGCCGCAGCCACGCCGCCGCAACCCGAACGGCGAGGAUCCAACAAUCGGUUUGUCCAUGGGUAUGUCAACCACGCGACGAUCACGAAAUCGGCCGAGGCCGCCAAGAAGGACAUCAUCUACCAACCCAACGACCCGUCCAGGCAGCGCCAGAAAGGUGACAAGGCCAUCCACAAGAAGCCAGCUGCUGCCCAUCAUAAUCCGACCCCGUUUGCAUCUGGCAAACCUCGACGCGUGUCGUUUCAUUCAGAGUGGAUCCAGCCAGCGUCCAAGAACCUGCGCCGUGUGCAUGACCCCGUGUCCAUUCUCAAAGUCCCCACGGCGGCAACAGCCGACACGACGCGACCGUCUUCAAAGGCUGCUGCUUCUUCGCACGAUCGAUCAGACAGCAGAAACCCAGAACGACCUGCCAAACACUCGCAUAAUAGUGCUGCGAAAAACCAAAAAAUCUCCGUGACCGAGUACAAGCAGAAAGCCCGCCCAUUGACCCAGGACCAUGAUGACGAAACCAGCAAGAGCGUCAAGGCCCCGCCGACCGACCCCCGGCGCGCCAUGAAGCUGAUGGCCAGCCGAGCUGCAGACCCCCCCAACCCCCACCACGAACCACCUCUCGUUCCGACGUCAGCCAACGACCCAGCACGUCCAGAAGGACACCAGCAACCGACCAAACCCACCCUCCCUCCUCCUCCUCCUCCUCGAGACCCCCGGCAGCAGCACUUCCGCCCCCCUCCCCCUCGGCCGCCUUCUUCUUCAACCGCUGUGUCCAACCUAGUGGUUCCGAAAGGGGGUCCCCCCAAUGACCCCCGGGCGCGACCUCCCGUCGUCGCUGCGGCAAUUCCACCGAACGAUCACAAAGGAACGGGUGGUGGGGAUGGGGGGGACAGCAGCAGGCGUCCUACACCACCAGAAGCAGCGACGACGCAUCCGACUGGAAUGUCAAGUGAAAACGUGGACGAUGAGGACAACUCAUGGAUGAUGGAAGCGCCGUCGUCCAAGUAUGCCAACCCGCGACCUGUAAAGUCCUCUGGCGGCGAUGCCGACGACGAUGCUGACGUGCACAUGAGCGGCCCACUUGAAGAAGGCGAACACGAUGAUAAUGCUGGCAAUGACCCAGAACACCACGAGCAUGUCCAUCACCCGCCGCCCUUUCAUCCGCUAGAAGGCGAGUACAUCGACGAAGUGUACGAAUCGGAAGCCCCGAGCCACGACGACCAACCACAGCCUCUCGUGCCCCCCGUCCAACUGGACACAUCCGCCCUGUACGACGCCGUGUGGCUGCUCAGUGGCCGCGUACAUUCGGCCCUCAUGAGCAUGAAACUCCCGCUGACCAAGAAGGCCGACAAUUACGACCACUUUCAGAGUGUCGUGCGCGACGUCGAAGCCAUCGACGACGCCCCCGUUCGCAUGACCUUCCGCAUUGAAGACCGACCGCGGGGCCACGACAACCAUACCGAAGUGACCGUUAAAGUUGGCACCCAUGUGCUGAUGCACUAUCUGGACAAGGGCUCGAGGUACACGGCGCUGCACGCGGUUUUGCCGCGACUGUAUACGCAGGCGUGGGUGUGGCAUAUGCUAGUCAACAACAUCCAGGAGGGGCUGUAUCCAUCCCUCGACCAAGCUCUCCACAAGUCUCGCUACUACGAGUGCUGCGACGACGACGACGAAGCCGACGAAGGGUCGGGCGUGGCCCCGGAUGGGUCUGUUUACUACUUCAAGUGCAUUUUCCGACUGCAAGUUGGCUACGGCGUGCACGAACAUGACGUGGCGGUCGCAAAGACGAGAUGCUACGACCGCGCAUGGGAGGCCCUUCAAGCCAUCUGCGCCAGGCUCUCCUACAUGUACCGCCCGCUCGUGGAGGAGGACGAGGACGAUAACACGCCGGCAAAUGCAGAGGCCGACGAGCCCGCGCUGACGUCGUCGCUGUCCAACAUUCACGUGGACGAAAGAGAAGACUUGAUCGCUUUGCCGCCCCACUUUACCAACGACCUGGCCCCCCAUUUGGCCCUGCUCGAGCGCGAUCCCAACUCGCCGGGAUCGUCGCCCAUCUUCGCCCACCCCACGGUCCCAGGGCGACUACCGGACCAAUUUUCAGACGACGACGAAGACAUGUACGCGUGAUGACAAGGUCAGAAAAGCGUAAGCGCAAACUAUCAGCAAAUAUGCUGCCGCCGUGGGGUUGUACAGACAGUAGUAGUUGGUGGCUCCCGUAAGUGCUCGACUCGGGAGUAGUUUUUGCAAGAAAUAAUUGUCUUCAAAAUGGUGAAAUGUUGUAGAA